This is a messenger RNA of Nothoprocta perdicaria, 2703 nucleotides long. RefSeq names its product steroid sulfatase (gene STS). NCBI's taxonomy places the organism in Eukaryota, Metazoa, Chordata, Aves, Tinamiformes, Tinamidae. Gene Ontology annotation, molecular function: arylsulfatase activity. The coding region runs from base 460 to 2214 and encodes 584 amino acids. The transcript is spliced from 12 exons. The record is from RefSeq and is a predicted model, not a curated record.
UUCUGUUUGUUCGUAUGCUAUAUUAGCGASUCCUUCUGAAGUCCUUUAUUUUUUCUUUUUCCUCCUUCUCUUUGACGGGUUAAGUGGUUUAGGCACCGUUUUCUGGCAGUGCUUUGUGUGCCCAGAGUUGCUGAGAUUUACUAAAGUUGCUGCUGGCCUAGUUGCCUGAAAGCCAUAAGGAAAAGGGCUGGAGACUACGUCAGACUUGCUGCGAGGAAGGCAUAAAGUAACUCACCUUUGGGCAUCAAGGCCAUCUGUUACAGCCCGAAACAUCAGUUGCAGUAGCAGACAUGAAAACAGCUCUAUCAGACUCCCAAGGUGACAUGGUGACUUGAAGAUUUAUACCGCUGUGCAGUUCUGUCCAAAACCAAUGGCGAUGAGCCUAUUUUGGUAACUUCUGAGUUAAUGGAAAACACAGUGUGGUGGAGGUACAGUAACCAGUAAAACCAAUAGAAGAAGAUGAUACAACUUUUAUUUCUAAUAAUUUGCCCGUGUGCCAUAAGGAAUGUCCAUAGUCACAAUAUUUCAAAUCCCAAUGCCAUUUUACUAAUGGCUGAUGAUCUUGGUAUUGGAGACCUGGGAUGCUACGGGAACAGAACCUUACGAACACCAAAUAUUGACAGGCUAGCCAAGGAUGGUGUGACACUUACUCAGCAUAUUGCAGCAUCCCCACUCUGUACUCCAAGUAGAGCAGCUUUCCUGACAGGACGAUAUCCUAUCAGAUCAGGAAUGGCUGCCCACUCACGAGUUGGUGUCUUCUUAUUUUCUGCCUCUUCUGGAGGGCUUCCUUCUGAAGAAAUAACUUUUUCCAAACUCCUGAAGCAGAGAGGUUAUUCAACAGCUCUAAUAGGAAAGUGGCAUCUUGGGAUGAACUGUGAAAGCAGUAAUGACUUCUGUCACCACCCCCUCAAUCAUGGAUUUGAUUACUUCUAUGGGAUUACCGUGACCAAUCUUAGAGACUGCAAACUUGGGCAAGGCAGUGUGUUUUUAAAAGGAAUUGGAAAAUCCAUUUCUACCUUAAUGGAAACCAUUGGAAUCACUCUAGUCUCUUUGGCAACAGUGCAUUUAAUUGGCUUCCUCAAAAUACCUUUCCGAGCAUUGGGCUAUUGCUUGCUAAUAACUGCUAUUUUACUUCUUGCUUUGUUUUUUUUCUUUUAUAAUUAUCGAUACCUGAACUGCUUCUUAAUGAGGAACCAUCAGAUUAUCCAGCAACCACUGUCAUAUGAGAACCUCACUCAGAGACUAACAAAAGAAGCUAUACAGUUUAUAGGAAGGAACACAAAUGUACCAUUUCUUCUUGUCCUCUCUUAUCUUCAUGUCCAUACUGCUCUGCACGCAUCAAAAAAAUUCAUAGGAAAAAGCAAGCAUGGCUUAUAUGGGGAUGCAGUGGAGGAAAUGGACUGGAGUGUAGGCCAGAUUCUGGAUGUUUUGGAGAAAAACAAUCUGAACAGUAAAACUCUUGUAUACUUUACAUCUGACCAGGGGGCUCAUCUUGAAGAAAUCUCUAGUUCUGGAGAAGUCCAUGGAGGAUAUAAUGGCAUUUAUAAAGGUGGCAAGUCAACAAACUGGGAAGGAGGUAUUCGUGUGCCAGGCCUUCUCUUUUGGUCUGGAGUGAUAGAGGCUGGUACCCAUAUUGAUGAACCAACAAGUAACAUGGAUAUAUUCCCUACUGUCAUCAAACUUGCAGGAGCAGAGUUACCCUCAGACAGAAUUAUUGAUGGACAUGAUCUGAUGCCCUUGCUUCAAGGAAAAAUUAUCCAAUCCAAGCAUGAAUUUCUCUUCCAUUACUGUAAUGCAUAUUUAAAUGCUGUGCGCUGGCAUCCAAGAAAGAGUGAUUCUGUUUGGAAAGUCAUCUUCUUCACUCCAAACUUCAAUCCUGAAGACUCCAAUGGUUGCUAUGAUUCUCAUGUUUGUUUUUGCUCUGGAAGGUCUGUCACACAUCAUGAUCCCCCACUCCUCUUCGAUCUCUCCAGAGACCCUGAAGAGAAAGUUCCACUGACUCCAGAAAUGGAGAGUCAUUUUUAUGAAAUACUGCAUGUGAUAGAGCAAGCAGUACAUAACCACACCAAAUCACUACAUGCUGUCCCUGACCAGUUAUCAUGGAACAACCUUCUUUGGAAGCCGUGGCUCCAGGUGUGUUGCUCAACCCUCUUUCAGUCUUGUUACUGUGACUAUGAGUCCAAAGAAAACCUGCCAGAGAUGCAUUUUGGAUAAAUGAAACACAAUUGAAAUAUAUUGGUAUUUCAAGUUAAAGCACCACAGUACUAACCUGUAUAACUAAAGUUUUUAUUAUGUAAAAUGACUCAUCUUUAAAUCCUGUGCCAAGAGGCAGUCAAGAUGCAUCUUUUUCUGUCUUUGAAGUAAAAGUGAGAAGCAUAGGUUGUCUGCAUGAGUACCUACCAUAUGUACGCGUAUGGGCAGCCUACCCACAUCUUCAAAUGGAUUGACUGCAGGCUUUUUCCAGAGGAAUUUAUUUUUCUGUAUUCUCAACUCUAGCUUUGUUCAUACCUAGCAAAGAAUUUACCUGUACCUUCUGUUGAUUGUGACUGUUCUAUAYGCACUCUGCUCUCCGUUUUCGUGAGUAUUAUCUGCCACUAGUAGGGCAUUGCAGUAAGAAAUUGUAACCAGACUGCCAACAAUCUUAUAUUGCAUGUGCCAUGCAAACGUACAGAGAUAUGCACAGUGGAGAUCCUUGCACCCACA